AGUCCAUUGGUGAUACAAGUGGUGAAAAUGGCUGGUCAGCUUUAGGUCUCACAUACAGUGCUGAAUGGCCCCUGCACAUUCUGUUUACUCCAAGUAUAGUAGACAGAUACAAUGCAGUGUUCCAGUUCUUGCUGUCUGUAAAACGUGCCCAGUUGGACCUGCAAAAGUGUUGGGGACUACAGAUGCAGAGAAAGCACCGGGCGACUAAAGAAGCAGACAGCAUUGUUUGGAAUCUGAGGAAUCACAUGAAUUUCCUUAUGGAUAAUUUCCAGUACUAUCUACAGGUGGAUGUUAUUGAGUCGCAGUUCAGCAUUCUCCUGGAUAAGAUCCACAAAACACGAGACUUUGAGGAAAUAAGAUUUGCUCAUGAACAGUUUGUGACAUCACUUCUAGGCCAGAGUUUUCUGUUAAUGAGACCUAUCUACCUUUGUAUGUGUGACAUUCUAGACAUUUGUCAUCAGUUUUGUGGCACAAUCUCAAACUCUGAUGCAGAGAUAUCAGCCACCACUGCUCAGCAGAUAGACAACAUAGCUAAGAUGUUCCAAAAACAGAGCAGUUUACUAUUCAGGAUUCUCUCUAGUGUCCGUAGCCACCAAGCCAGUCCACAUCUCUCACAGCUGUUGCUUAGAAUAGAUUUCAAUAAAUACUUCACCAAUGCUGGAGGGCAGCUUGGCAGUUAUGAAUGUGAAGCAGUACAACCCUCCAUAACUAAAUCUUCUAGUAGACAGAAUUGACCUUCAUGGAGUUUGAUAUAUUUCAUGGAUUUUGGAUAAGAUACAUAGUAUUACCAAUAUGGAUAUUCAUGUAAUUGAGUGCCAAAAUUGAUACAUUUAUCAUGAAAAUGAAUACAUAAAUGCCAGUAUGGAUACAUUUUAUUUCAAAUAAAUAGACAACAUGACAUGCCAACUAUUGAUACAUUACGUUAUAUUGCAAUGUAAUAACGGAUUACAAAUAUGGAUACAGUACAUGAUAUUUAAACAAAGAUGGAUUCACAAAAAUAUCAAAAAUAUGGAAUAUCUGAGGAUAUCUAAAGGACAAAUAUAGAUACAUCAUAUUACAAUAAAAAUAUGAAUAUUGGCCAAAAUUUUUUAUGUGUGGUGUCUUAUACUCUAAGAGCGAGGAGGAAAAUUAUUAAUAAAUGGAGUAUAGUUGAUUUGGCAGCAUUUUCAGUUAGGAGGAAGUCUUUGAUGAAAAUUCUACCUAGGUGAUAGC
Molecule: messenger RNA, 1212 nt
Organism: Owenia fusiformis
Lineage: Eukaryota; Metazoa; Annelida; Polychaeta; Sabellida; Oweniidae
Source: the annotation of a GenBank genome assembly